AUGGCUUCUCCGUUCAGAGCAGGGGGCUCGUUGUGGACAGAGGGCUCGUUCUCCUUGCCGUCGAUGUCCUCGCCCGUCCCGCACCUCCUCGCCUCGUCGUUGGCAGCUGACUCUGCCACACGCGCCUCGCCAUCGUCGGCUGUGCGGAACUCACGUCCGGCAGGUUCAUCGACUGACGACAUGAUGGCGGAGCUCACAGCUUUGCGGGAUGCUCACUUUUCGGCAAAGCUUGAGAUUCGCAUGCUGCAGGAUGCGCUCGCUGGCAGGCUGCCAUCCGAGGCUGCGGCCGUGACGUCGGAGAUGGUCGAGCUGCGGGUGGCCGUCGCCAGGCUGCAACGUGAGCUCGAGCAGAAGAACGAUCUGCUCUCCAAGUCUAAGACUGCCAUUGCCUCACUCAACGCCAACGCCGACGUUGCUGCCGCAAAGGUCAAGCUCGCCUCGGCGGCCGACAACCAGAUCGCGUCGCUCAACGUCACCGUAGGCGAGUUGAAGGACGUUGUCAAUGCUCAGGCUGCGCGCAUCGCCGCGUUUGAGGCUGCGGAAGCUGCUGCCGACAAUGAGACUGGUGCGCUCAACACCCGUGUCACCGAGCUCACCAUGCAGGUGGCCUAUCUCGAGGCCCAGGUUGCCGACGCACGCACCUCGGCUGACGCCGCCUCGGCAAACUUCUCCGCCGCCGCCGCCCAACUCGCCGGGGUGCAGGCCGAUCUGGAGCGUGCGGCCGGCGAACUCGACGAAGCCCGCCUCUCACUCGAGAUGACCAAGGCCGAGAACAGCCACCUGGUGCGCGAGCUCGACGCCGCGCGUGCUGUCAUUGACGAGCUCAACUCGCAGCUCGGCGACGUCGGCGCCCGCGACUCGUCACUCCUCUCCGCCACCAACUCCCUCCGCUCGGCGCUUCUUGCUGCCCAGGCCGAGUUUGCCACUGAGCUUGAGCGCGCCCGUGAAGAGUCGGCCACCGCCGCCGGCGCCGCCUCGCUCCGCAUUGCCGCCCUCGACGCCGAGCUGGAGGAGGCUAAGGCUUCCGCCGCUGCCACCGCUGCAGAGCUCGCAACGUCGACGCAGGCGCUGGACCAAGCCAACGCCCUCAUUGCCAAGCUCGAGCGUGAAAUCUCCACAAAGGUCGACGCGCUGGCGCAGGCCGAGGACUCGAUUGGUGACAUGGCGCAGGUUCACAACGCUACGCUCGCCGUGCUCCGCUCCGAAAUCAGUGCUCUCGCCGACGCUCAUGCCCAGGAGCUCGCCGACGAGCGCCGGACAGCCUCGUCUGCCGCCGCCGCCGCCGCCGCACGUCACGCCGAUGCCCUCCAUGCCCUAGAGGCUCGGCUCGGCGCAGAAGCUUCCGACACCGCCGACGAACUGGACGCCGAGUACUCAGCCCGGCUUGCUGAGCUUGCCGAGGCCAAGGAUGACCUUGAGGCAGAGUACAAGACCCACCUCGAGCAGCUUCGCGCCGAUGCCGUCCGCAUGACCACUCAGCAUGAGGCCCAAUGCCGCGAGCUGCAGUCCCAGCUCGACGAUGCACGCUCUGACUCGGUCACUGUUGCCGCCAGCGCAGCCGCCGACCUCGAGGCCCGCAACGACAUCCUUGGCAACGUCGCCGCCGCGCUCGGUGUGCUUGUCGGCUCAGCGCCAGCACCGACGCUUCGGUCCGCCCACGGCGCAGAGUCCAACCUGCCUAUUCUUCGUGAGCAGCUCUCCAACGACCUUGAUGCGCUCCGCGAGAUCCUGGACCACGGGCGAGAUAUCGAGGCCAAGGCUGCGCAGGUCGACGAGUACGCCACUGCGCUCGACCGCGCCCGCACGCACGCUGCCGAGCUCGAGACCCAGCUGGAGCGGACCCAGCACGCACUCGACACAGCAUCGCUUGAUCGCGAGGCCCUGCUCGCCGAGAACGCGUCGGCCAUCGAGACCAUCCACGCCCUCAACGUGUCUGCCGAGGCGCUCUCGUCCGAGAACGCUGACCUGCGCGCGACCGCUUCCGCCACUACUGUCCUGCAGGACCAGCUCAACAGUUCGUCGGCGGCACUGAUGGUGUCCAACACCUCGCGCCAUGAACUGGAGCUCAAGGUGCUCUCAGCCGAGGCGCUCGAGGCGCAGCUCGAAGCAACCAAGGAUGAGCUGGCAGCCGUGAGUGCCAAGCUCGAGGACGCCCGCAGUGCGCACGAGGCCCAGCGUGAGGAGGCCCUUGCGCUCAAGGAGGACAACGCGCUGCUCCGGGCUCAGGUUGGGAGCAUGGCAGCCGCCAACGAGGCGCUUGAGAACCGCGAGUCCGAGCUUGCCGCCGCCCUCCACACCACUCGCGGCGAGGUCGCCGCACGGGCGACGCUCGCCGACGAUCUCAGCCACGAGAACUCCCGCCUCCGCAAGGAGCUGGACGAGGCUGCCGCCACCAAAAUGGGGCUUGCCCGGGCCGAAACCAAGCUCGAGGCAACGUCCGCGAGCCUUGCCGAGGCCCGCGAAGAGAUCAUUAGCCUCAAGGCCGAGCUUGCCAACGCAGAGUUCAAGUUCCGCUCGCGGACCCAGAACGAGCUCAUCGAAGAGACUAAUCGGGCGCUUCAGGAGCGCAACCGUGCGCUAGCCUCCAAGCUCGACUCGGAGCACGGGCGGGCGGUGCACAUGGAGCGGAUGCGAACGGAUGUCGAGGAGCUACGAGUCAAGCUUGUCGAGGCCGAGUCACGAGCCUCUCUGUUCAAGGCCGAGCUUGACUCGGUCAAGGGCGCGCUCUCGGCGGUGCGGCAGGAAAAGUCGGCGCUGGCGGCGCGAGUUGACUCCACCAAUGACUCGACGCUGGAGCUGACCCGGAUCCGGGCUGAGCUUGCCCGCAAGGACGACCAGUUGGCCUCGCUCUCGACUGCCCGCAACAACCUCGAACGCGAGGUCUCGCGGCUGUCGGCGGUCGAGGCACAGAUCUCCUCGCUCCGUUCCAUGCUCGACGCCAAGGAUCGCGAGCUCGAGCGCCGCGACACUGUUCGAGUCGAUGCCUCUGAGACUCGCUCGCGGAUCCGCGAGCUUGAGUCUGCGCUCUCGCGCGCCAAGGACGACACUAUGGCGGUCGAGCGGCGGGCUCUCGAGGCAGAGUCGCGGGCGCGCGAGAUGGAAAGCCUUGUCCGUGAGGCCGAAAAGAGCCGCCGCGACUCGGAGGACCAGGUCCGCGACCUCCGCCGCCAGCUCGCGGACGCCGCCCGCCAUGCCGACCGCGCCUCGUCGUCGUCGGUGCAGCUGGAGCAAAAGUCGGCUGAGAUAUCGUCGCUGCAGCGUACUAUUCAGGAUCUGCAGCAUCAGGCCCGCAUGGCGGCGCAGUCACAGGCCAACGCGGCCGACCUCGCCGCCGCCACCCAUUCCAAGCAGAUGAGCGAGGCACAAGCUAGCUCGCGCCGCCAAGUCGACGAACUGCGGGCCAAGCUCGCCGCCGUCGAGGCACAACUGGCCACCGCUGCCGAGUCGGCCACGGCCGCGCUUGCCAGAGAUCAUGCUGAGCAGCUGGCGUCUGUCACCGCCAAGUUCCAGUCUCAACUCGCUGCCGCCCAGGAGCGCGAGGUCGAGGCCAAAGCUGCCGCCGCGGCUGCCGCGGCUACAGCCGACGAGCUCAAGACUGCUCUCACACAGCGCGAGGCGACCGUCCGCGAGCUGACACAAGUCAUGGCUGCAGUGAGUGUGCCGUCUCCUGGCGUGCCGUCGACACCACCGCCUACCGCUGGACCGCGUGUGACGCUCGACGCACUUGUCGGCGCUACAGCCGACGGCUCGCUCACGACGCAGUCGCGCGAGUACAUCCGGGCGUACCAGGCGAGUGUGGCCAGCGAGCUGACAGCAGCUCGCGACGCGCUGCGCGAGGCCGAGGCUGAGCUCGACGCUACCCGCAACGAGCUGGAUCGGACCCGUGGCGACGUCGACACCAUUGAGUCGGCGUACGCAGCCCUUGAGGCCUCGCAUCAUGCCACACUCAAUGAGAGCACUGCGGCAGCGGGUGAGCUGGAGUCGUCACGGGCGCGCAUCCAGGAGCUCGAGACGCAUGGCAGCAAGCUCGAGAGCCAGCUGACAGCCGAAGCCGAGGCGGUUGAGUCGCUACGCUCGGUUGUCGACGCGCAGCGCCGUGAGCUGGACAAGGCCCGGGCCGAGCUCCGCGAGUUUGCGCGCGAGAAGCAGGCCAUGGAAUCGGCCAUACUCAUGCAAGUCCACGAGACCUCACAGUUCCUCAAGCACACCAAGGACUCUCUCGAUGCACGGCCGCCGCCGGUGCCGCUCACGCCGUUCCUCGGCCCCGGCCCGCUUCAGUCGUCGAUGAUGGGCGGCAUGGCGUUUCCGGCCGGGCCGUCACCCAUGGUGGGCAUGCCACCGCCGCCGCCAGUGUUUGACCCCAACGACACGCUGCAUACCCUCUCGCAUGCGCUCUCGCAGAUCGACCGGGCCCGCGACCUGUCGAUGGACCAACUGGCGUCUGCUGACGCCGCACCGUCGGAGCAGCCCCCGCAGGUGCCGGUCGUGCCGGCGGUCAAUUUUGACUCGCUGCACGAGGCAACGCUUGCGCAGCUCCACCAGCUGGCCUCGAUGGGGACCGAGUAAAAG
This is a messenger RNA of Thecamonas trahens ATCC 50062, 4569 nucleotides long. RefSeq lists its product as uncharacterized. Lineage: Eukaryota; Apusomonadida; Apusomonadidae. The coding region runs from base 1 to 4566 and encodes 1521 amino acids. Gene Ontology annotation, cellular component: microtubule organizing center. The transcript has a single exon. The record is from RefSeq and is a predicted model, not a curated record.